Myotis myotis is the source of this 1363-nucleotide messenger RNA. It is a transcript of the gene CUNH11orf65, whose product is annotated as chromosome unknown C11orf65 homolog. The coding region runs from base 169 to 1056 and encodes 295 amino acids. The transcript is spliced from 9 exons. The record is from RefSeq and is a predicted model, not a curated record. Lineage: Eukaryota; Metazoa; Chordata; Mammalia; Chiroptera; Vespertilionidae.
CCGGGAGAGCCGGGGGCGGGGGCGGGGGCCGGGAGGCGGGGCCAAGAGGAGAGACGGACGGGAACUAGGACGUCACUUCCGUCUGCGCAGUUACCCAGGGCAGAAGCCAAGCCCCGAAGCCAAGCCCCGAAGCCGAGCCCAGGCCAGCGGCGAUUGGCAGGACUUUAAAUGUCUUUGGUACAAGAAAAGGAAUUUGAAUUUGCAAAGAGGGAUAAAGCUGCCAGAGUCAUUCAGAAGGCCUGGAGAAGGUUUCUCAAUAUCGCUAUUUUCCAAUACUUUAAAAGUCUGAUUAAUAUAAGAAGACAAGGAGAACCACGUCACAUAAUAAGAUGUAUUAAUCCUAAAGAGGCAGAGCUUCUAGAUGCUGCAGCUGGCAUUCAUGUACGGUUCAGAUUUGGUGGUGCUAAAUUUCCACCUGACAUAUACUAUAAAAUUUUUACUGAAAGACACAUUGAAGAUCUGUGUGCUAAUAGCCCUAGAGAUUACACAAAACUUUCAGCAAAAUAUGCAUCUCAUAUUAGAAGUGAUAAUCUUCAGAAACAGGAUUGUAGAGGCUGGUAUCGUCGUAUAGAGAACAAUGGCUGGAGGCUUGUUUCUGAUAGAUUUUGGUUGUCUACUGAACAUGCAAUUGGAGACAAAAAGGAAACCAAAUUUCAUUUCUCUAAACUGAAAAGAAGACAAGAUAUAGAAAAAAAGAGAAAAAUUAGAAAAAUAGAAUGGAUGAGGCAAAUGUACUAUAAAGGACACCUGGAGGCUAAGUCAACAAAUCUAAAAACUCUAGGUUUAAUUCACAGAGCAUCAAAGGGGCUAAUAAAAUCUAUUGAAGAUGGCGGAAUAGAUUCUGUGAUGGAAUGGGAAGUGGAUGAAGUGCUGAACUGGACAAAUACACUGAACUUUGAUGAGUAUGUUGCCAACUGGAAGGAAAUUGCUACAAGCGACUCUUCAGUUAACUUCAAAAGUUUCAGGUUUCAACAAGAACAGAAAUAUAUAUAUGACUAUGCAGCGAUAUCAGAGGGCAUGGGAACAUCAAAUAAUACUUCAUAUGGAAAUACUUAAGAAGAACCAAAUUUUACUAGCCUAACACCUAAUUCCCCUUAUGGAACAUAAAUAUAAAGUACUCUUUUCUUUUUUGAGCUAUAGCCCUUCAAACCCUUAUUACAUUCGCUAUACUUAAGAGAUAAGUUAUUCUGACUAGAAUGACAUAUAUUCUUGGCACAGAAUCUACCCAAUUAAGGAAGAUUAAAAAGAAAUAGAACAUUGGACUAGAUACAGUGGUCAUAGAAAAUACAGAAAUUAUUUCUGGUAUUCUGAAAACUGUAAUAUUCUGACCAUCACACUUAAAUAAAUAUGCUUAGGUGCGAAA